Molecule: messenger RNA, 4816 nt
Organism: Eublepharis macularius
Lineage: Eukaryota; Metazoa; Chordata; Lepidosauria; Squamata; Eublepharidae
Gene: DCLRE1A
Product: DNA cross-link repair 1A
Exons: 10
Coding region: 432-3485 (1017 amino acids)
Biological process (GO): protection from non-homologous end joining at telomere; double-strand break repair via nonhomologous end joining; interstrand cross-link repair
Molecular function (GO): 5'-3' DNA exonuclease activity; damaged DNA binding
Source: RefSeq, a predicted model, not a curated record
GUGAUGCAAGAGGAAGAAGGUAACCGAUGCCGAAGAUGGAAUGAAAGAUUUGAAAUUGUUGCUGACAGUGACAUCCAACGCAUGUUUGCGUCAAACAAGGAGAUCAGUGGAACAGUUAUAAUAACCUCUUAUCUAAACUUCCUAGAAGUUGAUACAAUGAAGACUCUCCCUCCUAGAAGGAACCAAUAAAUUCAGAAUCUUCUGUAGUUGAUUUUUAAAAAUAACUUUUAGAAUUAAUACCCUUGCAUUUUUUUUUUUGGCUGGCCUGUUAAAUCUAUUUUUGAGAAGAGCAUUUUGUGUUUGUGGCCUAAUUUCAUUUUUAAAUGGCAUUUGAGUAUUUUUGUCAUACCAACCAAGGAAAUAAAAACUAAUGUAAUAAAAGAGAGUAGGAAAAUAUUGGAAUAAUACUAAAUCAGAAGAAACAUUUUUGAAUGCUUUGUGUCAUGUAUGAAGAUGGCCUGUUGGAAGAGGACAUUUGGGAGUACAAAUCUAUGUGGAAGCCAAAGUCAGUAUGCCAAAAUUCAGAAGUUAUCUCCACAAAUGUACAGCAAUCAAAUGAUGAAGAGAGUAAGGCACAAAGUAGUGGCAGCAGAAGUAAUAGGAAAACAUUAGAAGGAAAAGACAAGCCUAAUAAAGCAAAGCAAAGGCCAAGGCAGAGCAUAAUUCAGACAUCCUUAAAGCAAGCCCAGAAUGUUGGCGUGUCCAACAAUGACCGUGUUGUACAGUCCGAAGAAGGAAUAUCAUCUUCAGCAAAACCUAAGAAAAACUGUAAGAAGCAAAGCCCUGUAAAUGUACGUCCUGUAUAUGAAGGAUACUGCCCAAGUUGCCAGAUGCCUUUCUCUUCACUUUUGGUCCAGACACCUCAGUGGCAUGUUAGUGAAUGUUUGGACAGUGCAGGGACUGCUGAAAAGGCUACAGUCAAGGAGUGCCCUGAUGGUCUUCUAUGCACUUCAACUAUACCGUCUCAUUACCAGCGCUAUAGUCAUUUCCUGCUUGCUGCCAGCAGAGCAGGAGAUCAUCUUGUGGAAUUCUCAUCAUCUUUCCUGGAAAACAAUCUUUUUGGUCAUAAUACUUCUCAGUCCAUUAACUGUAGCAAUACUUUUGAAGAUGGGGUGUCAAAAGAGCUGAACAAGAAUAUGGGGAAACCUCCAAACUGCUGUGUUCUGAUAGAGCAGAGUUCAUCAAAUAUGAAUUCUGUGGAUGUAGCUAAUAUAAAGGCUUCUCCUUUGGAAAACAUUCAAGAUUUCCAUCAAUACAGACUACAGUCCAUAGGUGGUACAAAACAGGUUGCAAGUCUGGGCCCUCUUUCUCAAGAAACUCAAGGUAAUCGUGAUCAAGAAAAUCAGUAUUACUCACUUCAAUUAAACACAGUCUCUGAAGCUGACUUUAGCGACUGUGACAUUUCUUACUCUCCUCUUAAUACAGAUGAAGAAAAAUCUACAGAAGAGGAAGGGGAGGCAGAGGAAGAGGAAGAAACUAAGGUAAAACAUCUCAAGAAAAGACUGUUUGUUGCUGAAAGCCCAGAAGACAAAAGUAGAAAAGCUGGAAGCUAUGUAUUUAAUAAACCAGUUGGUACUUCGCAACAGAAGGAACUUGAGCACAACAGUGUUAAAAGAACAAACAAUGAAUCCUGUGAAACUUCAAAUAUAUUCCCAGUUAUGGAUAUAGUUUCUAAGUCUCUUUCUCAGGGUAGUAUUCCCAGCAGGAUUUUAAGUUCAAACAAAUGUUCUAAACACACUGCAGAAGAACUUGCUCCCCCUGUUGAUUACAGGAGAAGUGGAGAAGACCUUGAGGGACCUAAACUGAGUUCUUCCAUACUGAACACAGGUGAUUGUGAGUGGGUCAACUCUAGUUGGAAAUUCCCUACAGAUUCUACUGUUAAGAACAAGCCAUUGCUAUUGAAAUUCAUGGAAGAAAGCAUCAGUCCUUUUCAGUCCUGCCAAGCUGACUUUUUAGAGAAGUUGUGCCAUGUAGCUAAAACUAACCCUGACACAUGUGGAAAUACACUAGUUCAUAACAAUUCAUACUCAAUCAUAGAAAAAGAAGGAAGGCUUAGUAAUACUGUAGCUAUGCCUGUUUUUCCUAAAACUGUUACACAAAAAUUGUCACAUGUUUCUGCUGCAAAUCUUAAAAUCCAAGCCACUCCUGCCAAGGAGCUAAAACAAAUGGACAUUGGUGUUUUCUUUGGGUUGCAACCGAAAGCAAAAACGGAGAAUGACCAAAAGAAAAAUCUUUAUGAGAAAACACAGACUUUGAGUCCAUCCACCACUGCAGAAAAGAGGUCCAGAUCUAGAAAGAGGAAAGCUGAAGGAUCAUUGGGAGACUCAGAUGUGGUUUCAGAAAGCUCAAGAAAAACUGCCACCCUUACAGAGCCAACAUUUGGUGGACAGAGAAGGUGGAAAAAAAGAUUUAGAGAGUCAUGGGCUGCUGAAGGUGAAAGAAGAAAAAAACACUGCCCUUUCUAUAAAAAGAUACCAGGAACUGGCUUUGUAGUAGAUGCAUUCCAGUAUGGAGAAAUUGAAGGCUGCACAGGCUAUUUCCUUACACAUUUCCAUUCUGAUCAUUAUGGUGGCCUAACUAAAAAGUUUACAUUCCCAAUAUACUGCAAUAAGAUAACUGGGAAUCUGGUGAAGAGCAAACUUCAUGUGCAAGAACAGUAUGUCCAUGUCUUACCAAUGGAUACAGAAUGUAUAGUAAAUGGCAUCAAAGUGGUGUUGCUCGAUGCUAAUCAUUGUCCUGGUGCUGCAAUGAUCCUUUUUUCCCUUCCAAAUGGGACAGUUGCAUUACACACGGGAGACUUCAGAGCUAAUCCUUCUAUGGAGCAUUAUCCUUUUCUGAUUGGCCAGAAAGUUCAUAGUCUGUACUUGGAUACUACAUAUUGUAGUCCUGAAUAUACUUUUCCUUCCCAGCAAGAAGUUAUUCAGUUUGCUGUCAAUACUGCCUUUGAGACAGUGACUUUAAACCCCCGAACUUUGAUUGUUUGUGGCACAUAUUCUGUUGGAAAAGAAAAAGUUUUUCUAGCUAUUGCUGAAGUUCUAGGCUCAAAAGUGAGCAUGUCCCAAGAGAAAUACAAAACACUGCAGUGUUUGGAAUCAGCAGAAAUAAAUUCCCUCAUCACCCUAGACUGGAGCAAUACUUUACUUCAUCUUCUGCCUAUGAUGCAAAUUAAUUUUAAGGGUUUACAGAACCACUUGAAUAAAUUCUCAUUGAAUUUUGAUCAUAUUUUGGCCUUUAAACCUACUGGGUGGACAUAUUCAGACAGAUGUAACUCUUUAAGUGAGAUCCAACCUCAGACCAGAGGAAAAAUCACUAUAUACGGGAUCCCUUACAGUGAACACAGCAGUUUUCUAGAAAUGAAGCGAUUUGUCCAGUGGUUGAAGCCACACAAAAUUAUCCCUACUGUAAAUGUAGGUGAUUGGAAAGCCAGAAAUGAAAUGGAGAAACAUUUUAGAGAUUGGAAGAUGGAAGUUGAAGGGCAGAACUAGGAAGAGGAAUGAACUUUACACUACAGCAUAUGUCUGCCUUAAAUUCCAUUUGAGAUGUUCAGCCAUGGUCAGAAUCAUACUUUCAUGCAGAAGCCAGUGGUAUGGUAUGGAUAUUCCAAAUUUUCUGAUUGAUCCAGUUCCACAAAGAAGAGAGAGUGGCAUGCAAUAGACAUGACCGUUUCUCUGUUCUACCUUUUUAUCUACAAGAAGAGAAACUGUAAUGUAGCUUUGUAUUAAUAUGUAAGGCAAGUGUAUUUUGUAGAUAAGCAGCCAUUCCAAGUGUGGGGGAGGGGGGUUCUGAUAAACAUGAAUGUCUGCAGGGAUUUGCUUACUAAAUGUACAGGAAGGAAAGCUGCUUAUUCUCAUGGUAAAAAUACAUGUACACAUUCUAGUCUACACAUAUGAGAAUGUGACAUCAAAACUAGCUACAGAAAGUGAUUCAGUCUAAAGAUUUAUUUCCCAAACAAUUUUUCCAUCCAGUCUUUCAUGUAGUUUCCUCCUGUGACUUCUGACAUCUGUCCCUGGCAUACUGCAAUAUAUGUUUCUGUUCCUGGGGCCAAGCAACUGCAUAAAGAUCUUAGUGAGCAAUUUCCAGCUGCGGGUUUUGUGGUCUCCUAGCAAGUUAAGUGCCCACUUGCCAAAGAUCCUAGAUACAGAAAUAUGGGCAGAAUCUCUACUACUGAAGAACCUGGAAGGAUUGCUCAAUGGCAAGGGAUUAUUUUAUUUUAAAGGUACAGCAUGGGAAAACAGAUCAACAAUUUCAUACAUGAAUGUGGGGGAAUGACAUGUAGGUCACAGCUCCCUAAGGGAUAUUCCUAAGCACAUUGGAUAUUGGUAAGUCAAGACUUGUACUGCAUGAUAGUACCCCAAAGCCAUAGAACAAUCAGCUUCUUUCUCAGCAGUCAAAAAUCUGAAUACUUUUUAAAACAUUGGUAUAAUUUAUAACUUAACUAAGAGCUGUGACUGCAUUGUGCACUUGUGAUAUGGUGAGGAGGACUGCCGCCUCCUGCCUUCACCGUCCGUUGUCUGGGAGUCUGCACUGUUUCCUCAGCCUCUCAUCUCCGUGAAUGCAGGUUUCUGGGUCUUCCUGGGUAGCGACUGGUGGAAUCGGUGUGUGUGUGUGUGGGGGGGGGGGGGGUGAUGCUUGCAGGUGGUCGCUGAGUCUGGACUAGCUGCUGCUGUAUCUGGAUAAGAAUAAUUUUUAAAUAAUAUACAUUAAUGAAAAUAUCUUCCACGGUUUUAUAAAAAUAUAUUUCAAAUACACUGUGCAUUUGUAUCCUGUUUAAAUUUUGCAUGAAAUUUCUUAAAUUAAUAAAAAUAUAUCAAAUAUG